AUGGCCGGGCGUUGGAAUCGUGAAGUUUUUAUCCAGGUCGAGCAAGCCUCAGCAUUGUUUGGAACAGCCCGAGCUAUGCAUAUCGCCGGGGAAAUCUAUGCUAGGAGUGCAACACGCGAUACUAUGAUCCUGGUCAACCCUUGUCGUGCAGCCAAGUUAAGCGAGUACGAAUCACAAUUGCCGGCCACCGUUCCAGUCGUGACGGUGCACAGCAGAGGCCAUGUAGUGCGCUUUGCCCGUCGAACAGUACCAGCAGAAUAUUACGAUCGAUGGAUCAUUGUCGGGAUGCACAACGCCUGGGACGAACAUUCACGGCAGGUCACUCACUUCAACGUAAUCUAUGAGGCUUCAAUUGAGCUUGUGGCAGACAUAGGCGUGAGCAAGUUCCGGCUUGGCAACAUUGUAAAUUUCAGCGGCGUUGUCAGGCACUACUUCUGUCGCAAUGGAAAAUGGGUCGUUGAGCGAUUCACAGGCGCCCAUGUUCCAGUAUUGAGUGGUAACGCUGGUCCAAAUUAUGAGUUCCCGGUACCUUAG
Melampsora larici-populina 98AG31 is the source of this 534-nucleotide messenger RNA. RefSeq lists its product as uncharacterized. The transcript is spliced from 3 exons. NCBI's taxonomy places the organism in Eukaryota, Fungi, Basidiomycota, Pucciniomycetes, Pucciniales, Melampsoraceae. The record is from RefSeq and is a predicted model, not a curated record. Bases 1 to 534 code for a protein of 177 amino acids.